AUGCUGCUUCGAGUUCAGGCUUUGACCCCGGAAGUCCGAGCCAUGUACGCCGCCCACGGACACUAUCACGCUGGAGAUUCCGGCCUCGACCUUUUCGUCCUGGAGGACCAAGAGAUCAAAGCAGGCGAGACGAGCUUCGUCAAGCUGGGCAUCAAAGCCGCUGCGUACACGAAGGACGGGGAGGCAGGAGAGAAAAACGUCUCCUGGCUGCUCAUGCCCCGAAGCAGCAUUUCCAAAACACCCCUCAGACUCGCCAACUCAGUCGGACUGAUUGAUGCGGGAUACCGCGGCGAAGUUAUGGCUGCCGUCGACAAUAUUAAAACCUUCCCAUACACUCUGAAGAAGGGUGAUAGGAUUGUCCAGGCUGUCGCUUUCAAUGGCGAAGGCAUUACAUUGGAGCUCGUUGACGAACUGGACAAGACUGCGCGAGGCGAGGGAGGCUUUGGCUCGACAACUGAGCCGGAACCGAAGAAGGCGAAGAACGAUGAGACGAACGGAAACUAA
This is a messenger RNA of Besnoitia besnoiti, 504 nucleotides long. Its product is annotated as putative deoxyuridine 5'-triphosphate nucleotidohydrolase. Gene Ontology annotation, biological process: dUTP catabolic process; dUMP biosynthetic process. The coding region runs from base 1 to 504 and encodes 167 amino acids. Lineage: Eukaryota; Apicomplexa; Conoidasida; Eucoccidiorida; Sarcocystidae. Gene Ontology annotation, molecular function: dUTP diphosphatase activity; magnesium ion binding. The transcript has 3 exons. The record is from RefSeq and is a predicted model, not a curated record.